AUGGGUGCGCUUCUAAGCGUCGUUGUCCUUGUCUUCAUGGGCACUCUCUUCUCGUACGCCCGUGGCUCGUCCUCGAACAACCAGCCUAUCGUUCACUUCGACAAGAAGCCUGCGUUUUUGACGGUCAGGAAGAAGGAUGGCAGUGGGGAGACUGAGCAGGUCUCGAUAAAGGUUCUGCUGGAAACGAAGUGCAAAAGUCUGUUCAGCGAAUUCAACCCACUAUGGUGGCUACCCGAUGGCCAUACCCAAACACUUUAUUGUGUUUUUGGGAACUUUUCGAAAGUAGACCUCAUGUGGUACCAGCGCACACUGCUGCGAUUGUCCGACGGAGGUACAAUUGGCCUUGACUUUGCGCCAGCUGACCACAACAAGAAACUCAAGAACGACACACCAAUUGUGAUAAUCCAGCACGGUUUAACAGGAGGGUCCUACGAACCUUAUGUCAGAGCUAUCCUCAGCCGUGCCUGCGCACCCGUCGAGGAAGGUGGACUUGGCUAUCGUGCAGCCGUCAUCAACUUCCGCGGAUGUGCUGGCGUACCCAUUACCAGCCCGCUUUUGUAUUCUGCUGGACAUACGGAUGAUACCCGCCUGGCUUUGAGAUACAUCGCCCACAAAUACCCAGACGCACCUCUUCUUGCCAUCGGUUUCUCACUUGGAGCCAAUGUCAUAACCAGAUAUCUAGCCGAGGAAGGAGAGGACACCAAAAUACACGCAGCCUGUGCUCUCGCUUGUCCUUGGAAUCUAAAAGAAAAUAAUGACGGCCUUCUGAAUUCAUUUACGGGAAAACACAUCUACUCCAAAGGAAUGGGCUCAAACCUCCUGCGGCUCAUGAAAAAACACCUGCACUCACUCAUCCAGGACCCCAACCAUUACGUCGCAAAAGCCGCCGACCAGGCUCUCAAGCUGAAGAACCCGACCCUGAACGAUUUCGACGACACGUUCACGCGGAUCGCAGGUGGGCCCGCGCCGCACUUCCCCUUCCGCAACGCGGACGAAUACUACAUCUGGGGCUCGAGCCACAACGUCGUCGACCGCAUCCGCGUGCCCUUCCUCGCCAUCAACGCGGCUGACGACCCUGUCGUGCGCAAUGUCCCCAUGGACGGCGGUGGGAAUGGGUUGGUCGUUAUGGAGCUUACGACGGGCGGUGGCCAUUUGGGUUGGUUCCAAGCGGGCCCUGGUUAUAUUGACCGAUGGACUACGAAACCUGUUCUGGAAUGGCUGUCACUUAUGGGAGAAGAUGUCGUGCAUGACCCUAUUCGCAGAGGCGCCCUCAUAUACACGGAUGCUGAUGGGUUCCUGCGGGAGAAGGGCAAGGAGCACCUGGGUUGUAAAGAAAUCGAAGGGUCGGGCGCCUUGUUCGACGGUAACAACGGCGAAGACGGGGUGUUACAAGGAUUAUAA
Molecule: messenger RNA, 1401 nt
Organism: Psilocybe cubensis
Lineage: Eukaryota; Fungi; Basidiomycota; Agaricomycetes; Agaricales; Agrocybaceae
Product: Putative esterase
Exons: 8
Coding region: 1-1401 (466 amino acids)
Biological process (GO): medium-chain fatty acid catabolic process; medium-chain fatty acid biosynthetic process
Molecular function (GO): acetylesterase activity; monoacylglycerol lipase activity
Source: RefSeq, a predicted model, not a curated record